CCGUUGGCGCUGCAGCGCAGGCGCGGUGUCAUUGUGACUGACGUCUGAACGAGAGCGGGAGGGGGAAGAAGGUAAAAGUGGGGAGGAGGACAGACAGCGGAGUGCGGGAGAGAAAUUCAAUCAGUGUGGGCCGGAAGGUUUCGCAAACUCUUGGUGUUGGCCGCAAGAUCCGAACUUAAAACGCUCUGCCGCGCGCUUGCGACCCACCGGAAGUCUGUUGCGGGCCUCGGGCGGUGAGAGGCCCAAGUUACGGCCGCCAUCUUUGUCGGGGGCAAUGUCCCACGCGGGACGGAUGCGCGGACGCCAUGUUUGUAGGGGGCUACAGUGCGUCAGGGAGCAUGCGCAACUUGCCUGGAGCUGCGGAACGAUUUGAAGACAUGGAACUCAAACCAAGCAUCGCAUCAAGUUCUGACAGGUGCACUCGAGUCAGCAGGGCACGAUGUUAGAAGGGGACUGAAAUGGAUUGCCACUUCAGGAUUUAAUGGAGUUGUACAGUUUGCAACAACUUGAAAGUUAUCAGGUUAUGAACAUGGAAGGAAAAGACACUGUCCACACUGCGGAGAAACCGUACACGUGUUCUCUAUGUGGACAGGGUUUCAGCCGUUCAUCUGGCCUGUCGAAACACAAACAUAGUCACACUGGGGAGAAACCGUGGAAGUGUGGGCACUGUGGGAAGGGAUUCAGUUACCCUUCUGAGUUGGAAACUCACCGGCGCAGUCACACCGGGGAGAGACCAUUCACCUGUGCUCAGUGUGGGAAAGGAUUCAUUCGGUCCUCUCACUUGAUGAGACACCAGCGCACUCACACUGGGGAGAGACCAUUCAUCUGCUCUGAGUGCGGAGAGACGUUCACCCUGCAUUCCAACUUCAUGAUUCACUGCCAGAUUCAUAGAGGAGAGAUACCUUUCACCAGCUCUGCAGAUGGGCAGACAUUCAUUGAUUCAUCCACCCUGCAAAACCAGCAAGUUCACACUUGCGAGAGACCUUUCAAAUGUCCAGACUGUGGGGAGUGCUAUAAAAGUUCUGGGGAACUGAUGACUCACCAACGCGUUCACACUGAUAAAAGGCCAUUCAGAUGCUCUUACUGUGGGACUGGCUUCAAGCACUCGUCUCAACUCGUUGUACAUGAGCGGCUUCACACUGGGGAGAGGCCUUUUAAGUGCACAGACUGCGGGAAGUGCUACAAAAGUUCCGGGGAACUGAUGUCCCAUCAGCGUGUUCACACCGACGAGCGACCAUUCAGGUGCUCUCAGUGUGGGACAGGCUUCAAGCACUCGUCUCAACUCACAGCCCACCAGCGCAUUCACACGGGAGAGAGGCCCUUCACCUGCUCCGAGUGCGGGAAGGGAUUUGCUCAGUCAGCUGACCUGCUGACUCACCAGCGGGUUCACACCGGGGAGAGGCCUUUCACGUGCUCGGAGUGUGGGAAGGGAUUCACUCGCUUGUCCCACCUGGUGACACACCAGCGGGUCCACACCGGCGAGCGGCCGUUCACCUGCUCGGAGUGCGGGAAGAGAUUCACUCAGCUCGCCCACCUGCUGACACACCAGCGAGUGCACAAUGGGGAGCGACCUUUCCAAUGCCCAGACUGUGGGAAGUGCUAUAAAAGUUCCUGGGAACUAAUGUCCCAUCAGCGUAUUCACUCUGAUGAGAAGCCGUUCAGGUGCUCUCAGUGUGGGAUAGGAUUCAAGCGAUCCUCGGAACUCACUGUACACCAGCGGGUUCACACCGACAAGAGACCUUUCGAAUGCCCAGACUGCGGGAAGUGCUACAAAAGCUCUGCGGAACUGAUGUCCCACCAACGGGUUCACACUGACGAGAGACCCUUCAGAUGCUCUCACUGCGGGACUGGCUUCAAGCACUCCUCUCAGCUCACUGUCCACCAGCGCAUUCACACUGGGGAGAGACCUUUUAAGUGUCCAGACUGCGGGAAGUGCUUCAACAGGGCUGAUGGACUGACAUCCCAUCGCCGUGUUCACACCGACGAGAGGCCGUUCAGGUGCUCUCAGUGCGGGACAGGGUUCAAGCGAUCAUCCCAACUCACGGUCCACCAGCGGGUUCACACUGGAGAGAAGCCAUUCACCUGCUCCGAGUGCGGGAAGGGAUUCACCCGGUCAUCCCACCUGCUGACGCACCAGCGAGUUCACACCGGGGAGAGGCCUUUCUCCUGCUCCGAGUGCGGAAAGACUUUCACUCAGUCGUGCCACCUGCUGACACACCGGCGGGUUCACACUGACGAGAGACCCUUCAUCUGCACCUACUGUGGAAAGAGCUUCAGGCAUUCAGGCAGCGUCCACGAGCACCAGCGAAUCCACACCGGGGAGAGGCCGUUUCUCUGCUCCAAGUGCGGGAAGGGAUUCACGCAGUUAUCCCACCUGCUGACGCACCAGCGGGUCCACACUGACGAGAGGCCCUUUGUCUGCCCUCGCUGCGGAAGGAGUUUCAGGCAUUCGGGCAGCCUGUUUUCACACCAGCGCGUUCACACCGGGGAGCGGCCAUUCACCUGCUCGGUGUGCGGGAAGGGAUUCACCCAGUCCGCGAACCUGGCGACCCACCGGCAAGUUCACAAGUGACCACGGGUUGGACUCUGCUGUCGCUGUGACUAUUAAUCGCACCCAGGGCUGACCCACGUUAUUCCUGAUGUUGGCAGUUCCUUCCUGCGGAUAAUGUUAAUGACCUCCGUCACUGCUAAUGUUGUGAAUCUGCAGCUGACUGUUCUCCCACUGUUGCAGUGUCCUUUUGAGAACCUUUUGUGUGUCAUCUAUGCUCUCAGUUCAUGAAUUCUCAUCAGAGCUUAGAUUAGAAUGAUAAUCCAUUCGAAAUCCCUACAAUUUAAAGUCUGCACCGGUUAAAUUCUUCAGUGAGAAAGCGCAGAUGAAUACUUGUUGACAAUUCCUACUGUCUUGGAUGUUCCAUACACUGGUCCCUCCAUCAUUCACCAGAAAGAAGGGAAGUUGGAAUUGGGCAAGAAUCCAUAGGCUCCAAAUAUUUUCGCCUGGUACCGAACUCCAGUCAGCUCAGGAAUGAAGAUAAGUGCAAUCUGGUCAGUGGAUUGGAAGAAUCCGUUGACUGGAAUGUUCACAAAAUCCGAGCAUAUUUCUGCAAUAUUAUAGCAUACAUUUUAAAAGCAUUUAAUUAUCUCAAAUGCUAAACUAAACUGUUUCUUCCUUACCAGUGCCUCCCAAACCAUUUUCUAACGUGACCCCAAAGGUAAGAUGGUGGUAUAGUGGACAGUGAAGAAGGUUAGGAGAAAAUGAGGACUGGAGGUCCGCAUCGAGUGUGUGGUGCUGGAAAAGCACAGCAGGUCAGGCAGCAUCCGAGGUGCAGGAGAAUAGACGUUUGAGGGAUAAACAGUUGGGGGGAGGCAGCUGGGAAAGCAAUAGGUGGAUGGAGGGGACGGAGAAGGUGAUA
This is a messenger RNA of Chiloscyllium plagiosum (whitespotted bambooshark), 3410 nucleotides long. RefSeq lists its product as uncharacterized. The record is from RefSeq and is a predicted model, not a curated record. Lineage: Eukaryota; Metazoa; Chordata; Chondrichthyes; Orectolobiformes; Hemiscylliidae.